ACGCGGUGAAAAGGGAGAAUCGUGUUAAAAGUAACAAUAACUUGCCACCUUUGCUGUGACUUUUAUUCUGACCCAGAGGAGCAGGUCUGAGCAUGCGCACUGCAUCGGUUCUAUGGGGACGGGAGGACAUCACGGAAAAAACGUAGCAGCAGCACCACAAACCCCACGCCGAGAUUUCGUCUCUGCGAUGCGCUAAAACUGCGCGACUAAAGCGGCCGUCGACUAUGCCCCGUGCGGCGUUAAAGUGCGGGACGACCACUUGACAGGCCUGGGCGAGGUCUGAGCGGCUGUCGGGAGGGGAAAUACAUUAUUUCAUAUGGGAGAAGCAUGCGGGAAAUGGUCGGAGGUUGCUGCGUGUGUUCAGACGAGCGAGGCUGGGCUGAGAAUCCGCUGGUGUACUGUGAUGGACACGGCUGCAGCGUCGCCGUUCACCAAGCAUGCUAUGGCAUUGUCCAAGUGCCCACCGGUCCGUGGUUCUGUCGGAAGUGUGAGUCACAGGAGAGGGCGGCGCGCGUGAGGUGUGAGCUGUGUCCCCACAAAGAUGGAGCCCUCAAGAGGACAGACAGCGGAGGCUGGGCCCACGUUGUGUGUGCGCUGUACAUCCCUGAGGUGCAGUUUGCCAACGUCCUCACUAUGGAGCCCAUCAUCCUGCAGUAUGUCCCGCAUGAGCGAUACAUCAAGACCUGUUAUAUCUGUGAGGACCACGGGAGGGAGAGCAAGGCUGCCUGCGGAGCCUGUAUGAGCUGCAACAGGCAGGGCUGCAGACAAGCUUUCCAUGUCACCUGUGCUCAGAUGGCAGGUCUGCUGUGUGAGGAGGAAGGCCCAGAAGCUGACAACGUGAAAUAUUGCGGCUACUGCAAGCAUCACUACAACAAAAUGCAGAAGAAGUUGCGCUCCAGUGAAAACACAAGUAGCUCCUUCAGCCAUUCCAGGGGGCGCUCCAGCUCUCCAUCGCAAGACAAAUACCACCACCACAGACAGAGGAAGAGUCAUAAGGACAAGAUUCGGCAAAAAGAGCGCCACAAGAAGUCCUCUGACAGCCUGGGCUCCUCAGUGACCACCAGCAGUAUAGAAAAGAUAUCUUCCAGUCACCAUAGCAGCAAGGACGGUGAGGGAAAGUCCAAGAAGCUGAGCUCACACAGUCACAGUCAUCGUAGUAAGAAGACAGGAAGCACUGGCAAGAGCUGCUCCUCCUCCUCCUGCUCCUCCAGUCCAUUCAACACAGGUGGCUCCCUGUCCUCCGCUCAGGAUUUCCAUCAGUUCUCAUCGUCCUCCCGCCUGGAGCGUGACCACGACCGAGGUGGUGACGACCACAGCGGUGAGGAGCGUAAAGAGCGUCACAGGCGGCCGGCAGUCCAGGAGGACGAGGACGAAGAGGACGAUGAAAAGGGGGAGGACAAAGAUGAGGAGGAGGAAGAGGAGGAGGAGGAGGACAGUAAAUACCACAAGCCACCGGCUUUGACUCCUGCCGAUGGCCCACUGGCAGGAUCACAGGGUCAUGACAGGUCGGAGGGCAACUCGAGCCCUUUUGAGAACAAGGUCACUAUUUCUACCUUUGGGUCCAUCAUGCGCAUCACUUCCUCGUCAGGGCUGGGCAGCAGCAGCAAGAUCCGGAAGAUCUCCUCCUCAGGGGACUACAAACCCUCCAAGUCUCUCUGUAAACCCUCUCAACUGAGCACACCGCCUAUUCUGGAGGAGGCGGACCUGGAGGACAAAGCCACGCCUCCACCACUGCCCAGAGAGAGGAGGCACCGCGGCAACAAGAAGAGCAGCCACGGUCCGGGGCGACCACGGGGCAGCAAGAACCGAGAGAGGAGGGAGGAGGAGCAUCACCACCACCAUCACCACACAGCGCUUCCCCCUCCAGCUUUAACCUGUUCGCUGUACCCAAACCCAUCCUCCAUCCCCCACCCCACCUUCCCCUCCACGCUUCCUCCCACCGCCGUCUCUUCCUCUUCUUCUUCUUCCUCUUCUUCUUUCUCCUCCUCCUCUGCCGGCAGUUUUUCCACAGGCCGUGGCAACUCGCUGCUCGGCUCCGGUAUCUACUCCAGUCUCAAGGACCCUCUCACGCUGGGCGGGGGUGUCUGCAGUACCCCUCUCUCGCUGGGUGGAGGGGUGUGUAGCACCUCCUUGUCCCUGGGAGGGGGUAUGUGUAGCACCCCUCUCUCCUCAGGACUCCUUCCAUCCCACGUCUCGUCACUCUCACUUCCGUCAGUCAACGCUGUCUCAAACACACAGGUCCAUCCAGGUUCCAGCGCCUCCUACAGCCUGACCUCCACUCAGCCUUUCACCAGCUGUCUCUCCACCGCCCCGCCACUGCCGCCACUACUGAGCCAAGCCCAGACCUCACUGCCAGAGUCCGACCUCGAUGACUGUCGCUUCCCGUGUCAGGGGAACUCACCAAGAGAGAGUCUUUCUUCACAGUCUCCGAUGAGCUGUCUUCCCCUUCUGUUUGACCAGAGAGACGGGUUGGGCGCAGGAGUCCGAACCCGUCCUGAGAACGUCCCUCCAGCCAGCUCCCACAUUGAGCUCCUGCUGGAGAAACACGGCAAUGGAGAGAUGGGAGUGAACAUUGUGGAGAUGCUCCAGUCCCUCCACUCCUUGCAGCAGGAGAACCAGCGCCUCCAAGACCAGAUCCUCAGCCUGACGGCCAAGAAGGAGCGACUGCAGCUGCUGAACACGGAGCUGGCCGUGCCUUUCCCUCCACACAUUCUUUCCGCCCACGGCUCAAUACACACCUCUGCCCAGAUCAACUUCCUGUCAUCCACUCAAGACCCCAUGAGCACCAAUAAGAGUCCCUUGUCCAAAAGCUGCUUCCUGAAUGACACCUCCUUUGUCACCUCGUCUGAGGAGCUCCACUCUGGUAGUCCGUCCCGCAGUAGCUCCUCCCUCUCCUUCCAGAGUACCCCUCCUCCUCAGCAGAGCCCCGCCUCCUUCGGCCAGCCCCUGCUGAACGGCCUGAGUCGAGGUUUAAGCGAUGGUUUGGGGACCAUCAGUCAGGCCUGCAGCUCCUCUUUGCCUGUGGUGGGCGGGCUCAUGGCAUCCCUCGCAGGAAGUCCUCAGCUGAAUAUGAAUGGAGUGCUGGGCAGUCUGAACGGCGUGAUCCAGUCUCCUGUGCAGAACGCCCCUCAGCCCGCACUUCCCGCUCUGCGCCCCCAGCCUCCACCGCUCAACCCCCAGGCCCUGGCACAGGGCUUUCAGCUUCCCAAGAGCGUGAGCCCGUCUUCUCUCCUGUCCGAGCAGCAGAAGCAGCUUCUUCUGGAGCAGCAGCAACAGCAGCAACUCCAGCAGUUCCUCACCUCACAGAACUUCACUCCUGAGCAGCAGGUGGUGGUGUGCCAGAUGCUGCAGCAGCAGAGACAGAGGGAGCUGCAGCGCCUCACGCUGACAGGAGCACUCACCUCCACCCCAAACUCACCCAUGAUCGCCCAGUCACCCAGCCUGCUGUCCUCAGCUACAGCCUCCCCCCUGCAGGGCUGCCAGGGAGGCAGCCUCUUUGGCCUGCAGGACAACGCACUUCACAAGCCCGGGACUGCAGGAGAAAAGGGUGACAAGAAUGGGUGACUUUUCUUGAUUACACGGAAGCAGCUCAAAUGAAGACAUGGGGCAUCACGGCCCACUUGAAGAACUGAGGUCAACUUACAUGACUUUCCUUCUCUGUCAUCUUUAUCUUACACCCUCUUUUAUGAAUGUAUAACAGGAUGGACUUAAACGUGGAGGUGAAGUUUUUCGUGUUUUGAAAUUCUUUGUAUCAGAGGUUCUUCUCAUAGGUUUUUGUGUAGGCAGCUUUCAGAGAGCAUGAAUACAGUGGUCUCUUCUUAAAUUGCACUAAUUUGUUAGCAAGACCAAUGGGGCUGCUUAUGAAGGCAGAGCCAGAGUUCCUGCUCAUCCCUGCAGGGGCUGUCUGUGUAGGCUUUUGGGUUGAAGUGUGAACUCAAGGUCAGAGUGUCGCUUCUCUGAUUUCUCAAGCACUGACCGUUCAUGAUUUCCCUCCAUGGCUUAAACCAGAGUUUCCAUUCGGUCACUGAGAAUCACAGACUUAUGCCACUUCUUGCAAUCUCACCUGUCUUCCUUGAUAUUUUGUCUUCCCUUUGUGUUCACCCCACCCAAAUUUCAUCCAGAUCUUCUAUAUGUCGCAGCCUCUCACAUGCACUUAUGAAAAGGAUAAACAUACUGUCAUUUUCAGUGUGAUGUGUGGUUAGUUGCAUUUCAACAUUAAGCUAGUUAUUACCUCAGAUCUUUCCGCCAUCUUUUUUCCAUUGUUGAAAUUUUGUGCUGACUCAUUUCACCGCAAUAACCUUCACUGGAUAUAAAUGCCCACCAAAAAAUCUUGGUGUUAACUCUAAGGUAUUAACUCAUGUAAAUGUAAAAUGACACAGACCCCAAGUGUCCAAAAUGGCGCUAUUGUCCACUAGAGACUGGCAUCAGCGUGAUCACUGAGCACCAGAUUUUAUUCAAAACCACCAUGAGUUUCUAAAGACUUUUAUAUCCUUCCAGUUGCUAUCGAGAUUAAGCAGACAAAACCAAACAUUUGGAAAUUGUUAAGUAAGAAAUUGUUUUUCCUAAACAAGUGUGCACUUUGCAUGUUAGUAGCUAACAGAGCAAAUUAGACAUCUACACAGUACCUUAUAAAGGAUGUUUGGUACUCACUAGGCCGCUAGGGACUGACAGAUUUUUUUCGAUUUAUGUAAGUAUUUUGCACUUGUGUCAGUUUUUUAUGUUACUUUCAUACAUAGAUAUUCUUUUCACGUUCACCACCUAGUUGUUCUUUUAGCAAUACUGGAUAGAAAAUGCCUUAAUGAUGCUAGAUUUACAGAGGAAACCAUGAGCCCAAAGGCUUACUCUCUUGUCGUCUUUCUUUGAUAGUGUUUUUUAUCUGGGGUACAUUGUUAAAGUGAAAGCACUCUUCCUAAACCCAUUUAUACUUUUGAUAGCUAACUGAUUUCAAAAGUUGAAAUGUGUGAAUAACCGUAUAGUGGUAACUGAAGUGUCAAAUUAUUUUGUAUUGUAAUUUUUGUGUUCAGAUGCAAUGUUCUUUAGUUGUUUUUGCUUCAGAGAACUGAGAAACAAGGACUUGUCUGAGUAAAGCCUGCACAGUGGUGUCAUAGGAGAUGGCUGGGGACAGCCAAGAUGUAAACUAUUAUUAAAGUGCUGUCACAGUCUAUGAUACAUAGUGUAGCUGGCAUCAGUUGAGCAGAUGGUGAAUAGCCGAUGUUGUUACUGUCGGUCUUUUGCUGCAGAGCUGUCUGAGGCCAACUUAAGCCAACUAUGUUAAACGUCUCUUUCCAUCCACUCCACUUUAUCAUAUGAGGCCUCUGUUUGGAUAACAGAAGGCCAAUCACAGAGUAAGUGACUAUUUUAUUAUGUUUUCUCCGGAGUUCUUUAACAAUAUUGUCACAGGCCUUUUCAAACAUUUUCUCACUUCUCUUUGAACAUUAUCUCCCACACAUGUGAUAUCUCGAGUGCUAGAUUGUUUUGUUAGCAGCUAAUGUAGACCUCAGAAAGGAACUUCAAGCAGCUCACUAGUUGGUGAUAAAUACUGUAGCAAUGACAGAAGGGGACAGUUGAUUAUGUUGAUGAAGACAUGAACCAAUGUGUUGACAUGGCUCCAAGUGGGAGGUCUGCAAUUUACCAAGUAUGUCCUUAUGUAAGUCCAGACACACAACCAUGUCCAAGAGAUUGAGUGAGGAGUGGUGCGAAGGAUUUCUGAAGCGGUUUCUUUCUCAUGUUGCACUGGGGCGCUUUGGGCCCAAUUGUAAAUUGUUUUUUUUUUGUACCUUUUCAAUUUUGUUGGAAUAUGAGUUGUAUACUUUAAUAUGUUUGUGUAAAAACACAUUCAUUCUUUUAAGCUUUGAAGUUUGGGUAACCAAGAUAAUCCAUGUUCUGAAUGUCGUACUGUGUAUCUUUUAUGUAUUACAACAUUUAAGCACCUGGCUCUGAAUGAGGCCUGAUGGAGAGCGAGUUACUUAUCGGGAUAUGAAUUGCAUGAAAUGCAGUGACAUCUCUCAGAUGUGUUGCUAAAUACCAAGUAAUAACUAUGCAUAAUUUUAAAUGCAUUGUUCCCUGGAAAAAAAAAGAAAUUAAAUGAAAUGAGCACUGAAUUUUAAAAAGGACAAGCAUGUUGUCAUUUGUACAGUGUAUUUGUUUGAGAGAAUUGAGCAAAACGAAUUUGACAAUAUUCAGAUUAAAAGCCCUGUAAAGUAUUUUGAUAUUUUUGUGUGUAAAAUUAAAAGGACGGAUUAAGAAUUUUUUUUGUCAAUAAAUGUAUUUUACUGAGUUGUUUUA
Molecule: messenger RNA, 6285 nt
Organism: Micropterus salmoides (largemouth bass)
Lineage: Eukaryota; Metazoa; Chordata; Actinopteri; Centrarchiformes; Centrarchidae
Product: protein AF-17-like
Exons: 20
Coding region: 328-3564 (1078 amino acids)
Biological process (GO): regulation of transcription by RNA polymerase II
Cellular component (GO): nucleus
Molecular function (GO): histone binding; nucleosome binding
Source: RefSeq, a predicted model, not a curated record